AUGAGCAACAGUAUUGCCGGACCAGCAGCGCAAGAGACUAUAACAGGGGUUAAACUUCUGGAAUUGAACGAUUAUGACAGAGUAAGGAUUGUUCUUCUAGUACAAUACAAAUCUUGUUUCCAGCAAAGAAAGCCUCAUCCCGCGAUCACAGACAACACCAUGGUCAAGCUGGGCUCGAGAACUCUCUCCACUGAGAUUACUUGUCCAAUUUGCCUUGAUCUUUUCACCUCAACAAUGGGAACUAAAGUAAGGUUCAUUUUAUUUUUUAUUUUUUUUUUAGGAGUGUCUUCAUCGCUUCUGUUCCGAGUGCAUUUCGACUGCUUUGUUGAGAAAUAACCGAGAAUGUCCUACAUGUCGAAAAAAGAUCGUUUCGAAGAGGUCUCUGCGACCGGAUGAGAACAUGGACAUCUUGAUCAACAACGUAAGAGAAUAAAAUUUGUUGUUUGAUUUUUUAGUUAUGGCCAGAGAGAAGGCUCUAUGAUGAGAUGCAGAGUGCUGCCUUGCAGCAUUAUCAAGCUGAGACCUCAGUUGCAGCGCUUCAGAAAUCGAUCGAGAUUGGCAUCAAAGCUCAAGCAAAGAAUCGGCGGCAGAGAGUUGUGGGAUCGUAUGAUUAUGAAAGUAAGAAAACUGGCUGCUAUAGAAGUGAUUGUUUCUUCUUUGUUGAUGCAUUUUCUUAACCCUGGGUAUUUGUUUCAGAGAAAAAAUGCAAGCGAAGGAAAAAUGGAGAUGGGGAAGAAGAAAGUCCUGAACUUUCCCCAACAAAUCAUGAUGAUUCUACUCUCGAGCCCAUGGACGAAUCACAGCCACAGUCUCAAGAAGAGGACGUCGCAAGUUCAAGCGAUUCCGAUGAUACUGGUAAGGUUUUUUAUUAUCUUGUUUAAUUUUAGGCGGAGAAUACUAAAACUUCUGCUUGCAAAGAGUUAAAUUUUUUUUGCAGAUGAAACCAGCUCUUUAUCGUCCUCAAUCACCGAUUCGAGUGAUCUCGACAGCAGUAGUAAAAGUACGGAAGACGAUGGAGAGCACCGGAAACCAGAGGUCUCCUUGCAGAAUAGUGUUGACAAAUUGGCAGAUCUCAAUCUGGAACAGGCCCGUGAUGGAUCUCCGGAUGACUUGAAUAUGGUAUGACAAUCGAUGUAUUGGAUUACCUAAGUUUAGAUACCUGAAACCUCGUCCUCCCAACUGAUCUCCGAAGAUAUUGAACUCGAAUUGGCUCCGGCAAAGUCGCUGAGAAAGAGACUGGACAUUCAUCCGUCGGUGCGAAGGCCGAGGUUUAUCAAAACCACCUUGGAUUGUACAAGUAAGAGAGAUUAUAUUAUACUAGGCUAUCAGAUGUGGAGAUUAGGAAAAACCAUGCGGGAUUUGUCUGUUUUUGAUUGCUAAGAAACUAGAUUAUGAUGUAUUAGAUGGAGAAUUUUAUUUUUUCAGUUAAACAUCUCAGCUAUUACCUCCGACAAACCGCUCAAGCCGAGCAAUUUCGAAAAGACAAAGAAGAUGAAGGUCAUGUGAUCCCAUCCAAUUUUUAUAUGUACUAUUUAACCUCGAACUUUCAAAUAGAACAAGCUGAGAGCCAAGCGACCCUGCGACAGGUUCAUAUCUACUCAUCUCACUCGGAUUCCCACCUUAAACUUGUCUUUGAUACCCAACCGAAUGAUGAAACUCAAAGAGAUCAGAAUAUUGGUACCGAGUUUGAUGUUGACUUGGAGCCAGAUAUCGGCGAUGAGGAUCCAGACUGGCGAUAA
Messenger RNA from Bursaphelenchus xylophilus (pine wood nematode), 1739 nucleotides. The record is from the annotation of a GenBank genome assembly. Lineage: Eukaryota; Metazoa; Nematoda; Chromadorea; Rhabditida; Aphelenchoididae.